UCGAAGAAGAUGAAAUUCCUUACUAUCUUCGUAGCGGCGGUCGCGGUGCAUCUUGCAUCUGCUGAUGGAGGCGGACAUGUGCAUGGUGGACAUGUGGCUCAUGGAGGCGGCCACGUUCCUGUAGGACACGGAGGCCACGGAGGAGUCCACGCUCUUGGAGGAGGAGGAGGAGGAGCACAUGGAGGACCUGUCAGGGGCGGCCAUGGAGGGUAUGGCGGAAGCGUAGCCACGGGCUUCAGCGUCUUCAACCUGGGAGCUCCUGUGGGAGGCUACGGCGCAGGUCAUCCCGUGGGCCAUGGGGGCGACUUGGCCACAGGAGUCCACGGUGGCAGCCACGGAGGGCCAGUCGUCGCUCCUCACGGGGUCAGCUACGGAUUGUAGUCAUGGCGGUUGAUAGAUCGUGUCGACGUAACAAGGACAAAGAUAUUCUGCGCGAACAUGGCAUCGCUAUUUAUUGUAGAUAUGGAUUAUAUUAUAUUUAUAACUUGAUAUAAAUAAGCUUACAAGGUC
Messenger RNA from Penaeus indicus, 510 nucleotides. Its product is annotated as holotricin-3-like. The coding region runs from base 10 to 381 and encodes 123 amino acids. NCBI's taxonomy places the organism in Eukaryota, Metazoa, Arthropoda, Malacostraca, Decapoda, Penaeidae. The transcript has 2 exons. The record is from RefSeq and is a predicted model, not a curated record.